CACUCCUACUCCGUACUAGAAGCACCAAACCAACAGCCUCAGAAAAAUCACCAGCUGAAAAGCACCAUCCUCUUCCUCUUCCUCCUCCGCCCCCAAUCCCCCUCCUCGUCUCGCCACAGGCCACAACCCUAGCUGCCCCCGAAUCCAUGGAUCCCAGCAAAUCCAGCACCCCUCCGCCGCCUCCAGUCAUGGGCGCCCCCGUUGCCUACCCUCCGGCGGCGUACCCUCCCGGCGCGGCCGCCGGCGCGGCCGCCUACGCGCCGCAGCUCUACGCGCCGCCCGCAGCUGCCGCGGCCCAGCAGGCGGCCGCCGCGCAGCAGCAGCAGCUGCAGAUGUUCUGGGCGGAGCAGUACCGCGAGAUCGAGGCCACCACCGACUUCAAGAACCACAACCUCCCGCUCGCCCGCAUCAAGAAGAUCAUGAAGGCCGACGAGGACGUCCGCAUGAUCGCCGCCGAGGCCCCCGUCGUGUUCGCCCGGGCCUGCGAGAUGUUCAUCCUCGAGCUCACCCACCGCGGCUGGGCGCACGCCGAGGAGAACAAGCGCCGCACGCUUCAGAAGUCCGACAUUGCCGCUGCCAUCGCCCGCACCGAGGUGUUCGACUUCCUCGUGGACAUCGUUCCGCGCGACGACGCAAAGGACGCCGACGCGGCGGCCGCCGCAGCUGCUGCGGCUGCUGCUGCCGGGAUCCCGCGUCCUGCCGCGGGAGUACCGGCCACCGACCCCCUCGCCUACUACUAUGUGCCUCAGCAGUAAUGUAUCAUCAUCGCCCUGUUAUCGUUUCGUAAGCGCAGAUUUGUUGUUUGUGACUGUCUUAGUUGUGGCGGCUGCUGCUGCUGUUGUUACCGCGUAAUAAGACUUGUGAUUUAUGGGCCUCCCUCGAGCUUAAGAAUUGAGCGUUUGAUUCUAGAAUCCGGGUAAGAUUGUUGUAAGUGGGGGGCGCCCUUUGAUUGGGCUGGUGGUGUAUGCCUAUUGCCAAAGCCUAACUCAUGUGAUGCUGUAAUGAGACAAGUAUUAUGCGGUCGUCUGGUAAUUAUUGUGCAAUUACUGCUCUUCAUGCUUCUGUGUAA
This is a messenger RNA of Sorghum bicolor (sorghum), 1069 nucleotides long. Its product is annotated as nuclear transcription factor Y subunit C-6. Gene Ontology annotation, molecular function: protein heterodimerization activity; DNA-binding transcription activator activity, RNA polymerase II-specific. The coding region runs from base 147 to 755 and encodes 202 amino acids. The transcript has a single exon. Gene Ontology annotation, cellular component: nucleus. Gene Ontology annotation, biological process: regulation of DNA-templated transcription. The record is from RefSeq and is a predicted model, not a curated record. NCBI's taxonomy places the organism in Eukaryota, Viridiplantae, Streptophyta, Magnoliopsida, Poales, Poaceae.